AGGCGUGCUGGUUUGAUAAUUGCAAGAUGUACAUCAAGCAGGUUGUAAUUGAAGGGUUCAAGAGCUACAGAGAACAAGUUGCUACAUCGACUUUCAGUCCAAAAGUUAACUGUGUUGUUGGUGCUAAUGGAUCUGGCAAAUCAAACUUUUUUCAUGCAAUAAGAUUUGUGUUGAGUGAUAUUUUUCAGAACCUGCGCAGUGAAGAUAGACAUGCCCUUCUCCAUGAAGGUGCAGGACACCAAGUUUUAUCGGCUUUUGUGGAGAUUGUCUUUGAUAACUCUGACAACCGCAUUCCGGUUGAUAAGGAGGAAGUGCGCUUGCGUAGAACUGUCGGUCUGAAGAAGGAUGAGUAUUAUUUGGAUGGAAAGCACAUCACGAAAACUGAAGUUAUGAAUUUACUGGAAAGUGCUGGGUUUUCUCGCUCUAAUCCUUAUUAUGUGGUGCAACAAGGAAAGAUAGCGUCAUUGACUUUGAUGAAAGACUCUGAGCGGCUGGACUUGUUGAAAGAGAUCGGUGGUACUAGAGUUUAUGAGGAGAGACGUCGUGAGAGUAAGAAAAUCAUGCAGGAAACUGGUAAUAAGAGGAAGCAGAUUAUCCAAGUUGUUCAGUAUUUGGAUGAGAGACUAAAGGAACUGGAUGAGGAGAAAGAGGAAUUGAGAAAAUAUCAACAGCUUGACAAGCAGCGUAAAUCCUUGGAAUACACAAUUUAUGAUAAAGAGCUUCAAGAUGCUAGACAGAAGUUAGCCGAGAUAGAGGAGGCUCGGUCAAAAGUUUCUGACACGUCAAUUAAGAGCUACAACAGCUCUCUCGAUGCUCGUGAGAAGUCCAAAGAGUUGGAUGAAAAAUUGAAAGAAUUAACUAAAGCAGUUCAUGGCUUAAGUAAGGAAAGAGAAGCAGCAGAACAGAGAAGAACAGAAGCUGUGAAAAAGCAGACAGAGCUUGAGCUUGAUGUCAAGGACUUGCAAGAAAAAAUUUCAGGGAUAAUCAGAGCCAAGGAGGGAGCAGCGAAACAGCUUGAGAUUUUACAGAAAGAAAUUGAGGACUCAACCAAGGAGCUCACUGCUAUUACUCCUCUGUAUAAUACUCAAGUUGAUGAGGAACAGAAUAUAACUAAAGGAAUUAUGGAGCUGGAGAAAAAGCUUAGCAUGCUAUAUCAGAAGCAAGGUCGGGCCACCCAAUUUUCAAGUAAAGCUGCUCGGGAUAAAUGGCUUCAAAAGGAAAUUGAUGAUCUUGAACGAGUUCUUUCUAUUAAUUCAACUCAGGAGCAAAAGCUUCAAAAGGAAAUUGAUCAGCUUAAAGCUGAGUCAAGUGAGCAAGAUGUGUACAUUGAGAACCGUAAAACUGAGAUUGCAAAGUUGGAAUCCCUCAUUCCUGAGACAAGUGGAAGGCUAAGGGAUUAUAAGGCACAAAGGAAUAAGCUACAGGAUGAGCGGAAAUCAUUGUGGGACAAGGAAAGCGAACUUUCAACUCAGAUCGAUAGGUGGAAAGCAGAGGUCGAUAAGGCAGAGAAGAACCUUGAUCAUGCAACACCUGGUGAUGUGAGGAGAGGGCUUAAUUCUGUCAGAAAAAUCUGCCGAGAGUACCAGAUGUCUGGGGUUUAUGGUCCCAUCAUUGAGUUGCUUGAUUGUGAUGAGAAGUUCUAUACUGCAGUGGAAGUUACUGCAGGAAACAGUUUAUUUCAUGUGGUGGUUGAGAAUGAUGAGAUUUCUACCCGGAUUAUUAGACACCUUAACUCACUGAAAGGCGGACGAGUCACUUUCAUACCUCUGAACAGGGUUAAGCCCCCAAAUGUAAAUUAUCCACAAAGUUCAGAUGUGAUUCCUCUAUUAAAGAAACUGAAGUUCUUACCAAAUUACACUCCUGCAUUUGCCCAGGUUUUCGCUAGAACAGUGAUUUGCCGAGAUUUGGAUGUGGCUACAAGGGUAGCUCGUAAUGAUGGUCUGGAUUGUAUAACUUUGGAAGGUGAUCAAGUUAGUAAGAAAGGUGGUAUGACGGGGGGAUUCUACGACUAUAGGCGCUCAAGGUUGAAGUUUAUGAAUAUAAUCAGGCAAAAUACAAAAUCUAUCAACAUGAAGGAAGAGGAGCUGAAGAAUAUUAAGGAGGAAUUGCAAAAGAAAGACCAGGAAAUAACAGAACUUGUCUCUGAGCAGCAAAAAGUUGAUGCUGAGCUGGUGCAUGUUAAAUCAGAGUUGGAACAGCUUAAGCUAGAUAUCUCCAAUGCUAAAAAGCAGAAAAUGCUAAAUACGAAAGCUACUGAAAACAAGAUGAAAUCGCUUGUGGAUGUCAGAACUCAGAUCGAUCAGCUCAAAGCCAGCAUGGCGACGAAGCGAGAUGAAAUGCGCACGGAGUUAAUUGACCAUCUGUCACCUGAGGAAAAAAAAUAUCUGUCAGAACUGAAUCCUAAGAUAAAAUUCGAAAAGGAGCAGCUUAUUGCUUGCAAAACAGAUCGCAUUGAGACGGAAACAAGAAAAGCAGAGCUUGAGACUAACCUUGCAACUAAUCUCAAGAGGCGGAAGCAAGAGUAUGAGGCUAUUAUAUCCUCAUCAGAGACUGAUUUGCAUGAAAAUGAAGCGGAAUCAAAGUGGCAGGAGCUAAAAGAUGCUGAAUCAUUGGUCAUUGAUGCAACCCAGCGAUUAGAAGGAAUUAAUAGAAGUAUAGAGGAAACAAAUAAACAAAUCAAAAAGAUGAAAGACGAGAUGGCGAAGUUGAAGGCUUUGGAGGACAACUAUGAGAAAACACUUCAGGAUGAAACUAAAGAACUUGAACAACUCUUUAGCCGGAGGAAUGCUCUUAUAGCUAAACAGGAUGAGUACUCAAAAAAGAUACGGAACUUGGGCCCAUUAUCUUCUGAUGCUUUUGAGACGUAUAGACGGAGGAGCAUCAAAGAGUUGCAAAAGAUGCUUCACAGAUGCAACGAGCAGCUCCAACAGUUCAGUCAUGUAAACAAGAAAGCACUUGAUCAGUACGUGAACUUCACAGAGCAAAGGGAGGAACUCGAGAAAAGGCAAAGAGAACUAGAUGCUGGUGAUGAGAAAAUUAGCGAACUAAUAUCAGUUUUAGAUCAAAGGAAGGAUGAGUCAAUUGAACGUACGUUCAAAGGUGUUGCAAGGCAUUUUCGAGAAGUAUUCUCUGAACUGGUACAAGGCGGUCAUGGACAUCUGGUUAUGAUGAAGAAAAAGGAUGGUGAUCAGGCUGAUGAUGAUCAAGAUGAGGAUGGACCUCGUGAAGCAGAUUUAGAGGGAAGGGUAGAGAAAUACAUUGGCGUUAAAGUCAAGGUUUCUUUUACUGGGCAAGGGGAGACACAAUCGAUGAAGCAAUUGUCUGGAGGUCAAAAAACUGUUGUUGCCCUUGCUUUAAUCUUUGCUAUACAAAGAUGCGAUCCUGCUCCCUUUUAUCUCUUCGAUGAGAUAGACGCAGCACUGGAUCCUCAGUACAGAACAGCGGUCGGGAAUAUGAUUCGUCGUCUGGCAGACACAUCGAGCACGCAGUUCAUAACCACCACUUUCCGGCCAGAACUUGUGAAGGUUGCAGACCAGAUAUAUGGUGUGACCCACAAAAAUCGAGUAAGCCGUGUCAAUCUUGUUUCCAAGGACGACGCAUUGGAUUUUAUCGAGCAUGACCAGUCGCACAAUGCAGAGUGAGGCUAAGGAAGUGAAGAGAUGUUGGAUGCUGUAUAAAAAAUCUGAUGCCAAAGUCGACAUUGUAAAGUAUUCAUAACUUGGUAUUUUAGAUACGUAGGAUGCUCAUAUCUUCUGCUAUACUUGGAUCAAUGUCGAGGUGUAGAGCUAGCGUCUUUGUACACAUGACAUUUGCCGUAA
Molecule: messenger RNA, 3818 nt
Organism: Syzygium oleosum
Lineage: Eukaryota; Viridiplantae; Streptophyta; Magnoliopsida; Myrtales; Myrtaceae
Product: structural maintenance of chromosomes protein 3
Exons: 29
Coding region: 27-3641 (1204 amino acids)
Biological process (GO): mitotic sister chromatid cohesion
Cellular component (GO): chromosome
Molecular function (GO): ATP binding; double-stranded DNA binding; cohesin loader activity
Source: RefSeq, a predicted model, not a curated record